Messenger RNA from Grammomys surdaster, 608 nucleotides. It is a transcript of the gene Pla2g5, whose product is annotated as phospholipase A2 group V. The coding region runs from base 118 to 531 and encodes 137 amino acids. Lineage: Eukaryota; Metazoa; Chordata; Mammalia; Rodentia; Muridae. The transcript has 5 exons. Gene Ontology annotation, biological process: phospholipid metabolic process; negative regulation of T cell proliferation; arachidonate secretion. The record is from RefSeq and is a predicted model, not a curated record. Gene Ontology annotation, molecular function: calcium ion binding; phospholipid binding.
CUGAUGCUUGCGCUGCCAACCAUAAAUGUGAGGAUCCAGACUCUGUCUACUGAGGCAGCUCCUAGGGACGGGCCCUGGGAACAGGGGCUGAGACCAAGCUAAAAAAGAACCUAAGAAAUGAAGGGCCUCCUCACACUGGCUUGGUUCCUGGCUUACAGUGUUUCUCCAGUCCCAGGGGGCUUGCUAGAACUGAAGUCCAUGAUUGAGAAGGUGACCGGGAAGAAUGCUGUUAAGAACUAUGGCUUCUAUGGUUGCUACUGUGGCUGGGGCGGCAGUGGGACCCCCAAGGAUGGCACUGAUUGGUGCUGUCAGAUGCAUGACCAUUGUUAUGGGCAACUGGAAGAAAAAGACUGUGCCAUCCGGACCCAGUCCUAUGACUACAGAUUCACACGGGGCCUAGUCAUCUGCGAACACGGCUCCUUCUGUCCAGUGAGGCUCUGUGCCUGUGACCGGAAGCUGGUCUACUGCCUGCGGAGAAACCUCUGGAGUUAUAACCCCCUUUACCAGUAUUACCCCAACUUCCUCUGCUAAUGCCGUCCUCUGUGGGCUCUGCCCUGGGGGUGCCUCCCAUAGUGUCGGUCCCCCUAUGCUGUAUUCCUGACGCAUCU